CGCAUCUUCGUGGAGGACCGCCACCGCGUGCUGUACUGCGAGGUCCCCAAAGCGGGCUGCUCCAACUGGAAGCGCGUGCUCAUGGUGCUGGCCGGGCUGGCCGCGUCCACCGCCGACCUCCAGCACAACACGGUGCACUACGGCGGCGCCCUCAAGCGGCUGGACGCCUUCGACCGCCAGGGCAUCCUGCACCGCCUCAGCACCUACACCAAGAUGCUCUUCGUCCGCGAGCCCUUCGAGAGGCUGGUCUCCGCCUUCCGCGACAAGUUCGAGCACCCCAACAGCUACUAUCACCCCGUCUUCGGCAAGGCCAUCCUGGCCCGGUACCGGGCCAACGCCUCUGGGGAAGCCCUGCGGACGGGCUCUGGCGUGCGCUUCCCCGAGUUCGUCCAGUACCUGCUGGACGUGCACCGGCCGGUGGGCAUGGACAUCCACUGGGACCACGUCAGCCGGCUCUGCAGCCCCUGCCUCAUCGACUAUGACUUUGUGGGCAAGUUUGAGAGCAUGGAGGACGAUGCCAACUUCUUCCUGAGCCUCAUCCACGCCCCGCGCAACCUGACCUUCCCCCAGUUCAAGGACCGGCACUCGCAGGAGGCACGGACUACCGCGGGCAUCACCCACCAGUACUUCGCGCAGCUCUCCGCCCCGCAGCGGCAGCGCGCCUACGACUUCUACUACAUGGACUACCUGAUGUUCAACUACUCCAAACCCUUCGCUGACCUGUACUGAGAGCCUGGCGGCUGCCCGUGGGCACCCUGCCCACCACUCACCUGUCCGAGGGGCAGGUUUCCUUAGCCAGGAGCCGAGAUGUACCCAGAACAACUGGGCUCCGAGGACGUGAGGAGCUGUGGCUGCUGCAGGCCCUGGUGGGGACAGAGGCCCAGGCCUUGGGUGGGGACCCUGGCCCAAGCCUCAUAGCCACUUCCUUCUUGGCUGAGGAAGGUAUGGAGGGGUGUGAGCUGGACACCCAGGAGUCCCAGCUGCUCACACCCAGCUCAGCCAGGAGUCAGGAUGACCAGGGAAGCCCGAGGCCCGAGGAUGAGGGCCGGGUGGUAAGGGAUCUCCUGCAGUCCCUUCGCCAUUGCCUUGUACCAAACCACAUGGUUUGCAGCUUUUCUAUGACCCAGGAGGAGGUUCCAAAUAAAGCACAUGGUUUCCAGAACA
Messenger RNA from Myotis davidii, 1164 nucleotides. It is a transcript of the gene CHST8, whose product is annotated as carbohydrate (N-acetylgalactosamine 4-0) sulfotransferase 8. Gene Ontology annotation, molecular function: sulfotransferase activity. The annotation marks the transcript as partial. The transcript has a single exon. Gene Ontology annotation, biological process: proteoglycan biosynthetic process; carbohydrate biosynthetic process. The record is from RefSeq and is a predicted model, not a curated record. NCBI's taxonomy places the organism in Eukaryota, Metazoa, Chordata, Mammalia, Chiroptera, Vespertilionidae. Gene Ontology annotation, cellular component: membrane.